AUGACAGGGAAGCAGCAACCAGUGCAAAAUGAGCUGAGUCCAUUGGAGGCACAUCUCCAAAAGGGCCUCCUAUUUAAUCGAGGCAAUGACAUGGUACGGCGAUAUGCUCACAGCGACACGCAACCAUUGAGGCAUGUUCGAUUUGCAGAUGUUCGCUUACCACGGAAGAAUCCCCGACAACCCGUUAUGAAAACGGCCUUUCAAGAAUCCACAGUCAUUACAAGAGCCACGUGGUUCCGCUAUCAAAAGCAUUGCAAUGUAACUUGUUGUGCCCAAGCGGUGGCAAUUUCAUUGAAUCAGGACAAACACCGCAUCAAAAACUCUGUGGAUGGCCAAGACCUUGCAGAUUUGCUCCUCUUCGGCACGGCCCCAUCUCCACACCAGCAAUUCUUUGCAUCCGAAUUGACCGACGAGAUCAUUCCCUGCUUGAGACCGGGAGUGGUUAUCCACGCGGACAGUUACCGGGGACCGAUCGCUAGGUUCUUCAAAGUUCAUCGCCCCAAGAUCACAGUUCCAUACGUUCUCAUCACGAGCAAAACCGAUGGCGGAUCUCCCAUUCGAUAUUUCAAGGAUCGUCUGGAUACAGACCCCCUCUUGCUGGCAUGGUACGGCAUCAACCCAAACUACGAUAACAACGCGAACCACUCACUCUUUCGAAUGAUGAACUUGGGUCUGGCUGGCAGUGUUUUGCCCCAACAACCCACUAUGGAUAUUCUCAUGCGAGCUCGAAACUAUUCCAACCCGUUUGGCGGAGACAAGUCCCGUUGGACCGACCCAAAGCUGUGGCAAUCUGCGCGGGAUACCACGCCUUUGCUAUUUGCCAACUUUAACGUGCACAAUAAUGCUUUGCAUCGGCAAGGCCCGUGGGAGAUGGCAUGCAACAAUCGGACUAUGACGCCAUUGGACAAGAUCUCGUGCAAUCAACAAACCAAAGCGACUCUUAGGGAAACCUAUACCGCCGCCUCGCAAUACCCGUUUGGUUUGUCACCUCGAGGAAACGGGAAUGACUGUUACCGGCACUACGAGCUGCUCCUCAAUGGUGUGAUACCCAUUGUGGAACGACAGCGAGAGUUCGAUGCCUUAUUCCAGGACUUGCCGGUGCUGCAGCUGGAUCCGCAAUGGAACUAUACCCAAGGCGAACUCGUCGAGCUAAUGCACGACUAUGUCCACAGUGAGCAGUUCCUGAACAAUACCUUUGAAAAGGGCUGGGAAAGACUCUUCUUGGAGCAUUGGAGACGACAGAUUUUAAGUGACUCAGGACGUGUAAACGAGAUUGUCCAUGACGAUCAGGGCAACGAAUACUACACGGCAUGGCAGUACACUCUUUACAGAGAGCCAUUGAUACAACAAGCUACACCCGAACGCCUUGCGAGAUUGAAAAGGAAAAAGGAACAAGAAGAGGAGGAAAAGAGGUUAGCACCAGAAAAGCACGAUGGGGCAAUGGAGCUGGAGACAGCCUGA
Molecule: messenger RNA, 1461 nt
Organism: Seminavis robusta
Lineage: Eukaryota; Bacillariophyta; Bacillariophyceae; Naviculales; Naviculaceae
Source: the annotation of a GenBank genome assembly